AUGGGCCCAGCAGACGUAGUUAUUGCCCUAGAAUACUUUUUUAUACCUUUCGUGCGAGUAAUCGAGACGCCUGUCCAGAUAAAGGAAUUUGGUGCUGUAAAUAAAAUCGACUUCUCCCCGGUUCCUCCAUAUAACUAUGCUGUCACAGCCUCCUCAAGGAUCCACAUUUAUGGUCGUUACUCUCAGGAACCAAUCAAAACGUUUUCUCGCUUCAAAGAUGCUGCUUAUUGUGCCACAUACAGAGAUGAUGGCAAUCUGCUUGUUGCUGGCAGCGAGGAAGGUAGCAUUCGCCUCUUUGACAUUAGUGGAAGAGCACCGCUGAGACAGUUUGAUGGUCAUACUAAAGCUGUUCAUGUAGUGGGCUUCCUGUCUGAUAAAUACCGAAUAUUUUCUGGUGGUGAUGAUUAUUCAUCAAAUCUGUGGGAUAUUCCGAGUGCUACAGAAAUCGUCUCCUACAGUGAACAUACUGACUAUGUGAGAUGUGGCUGGGGAAAGAAAAUGAAUGAGGAGUUAUUUGAAACCGGUUCUUAUGAUCACACGGUGAAACUAUUUGAUGCACGAACAAAAAGUAGCGUCAUGACAAUAGAACAUGGCCAGCCUGUGGAGAGUGUGCUUCUAUUCCCUUCUGGUGGGCUUCUGGUAUCUGCAGGAGGUCGAUACGUCAAAGUUUGGGAUGUACUAAAAGGCGGACAAUUGCUAGUUUCACUUAAAAAUCACCAUAAAACUGUAACUUGUUUAUGCCUGAACAGCUCUGGACAAAGGUUAUUGUCAGGAUCCUUGGACAGGCAUGUGAAGAUUUACAGUACUACUUCCUACAAAGUAGUCCACAGCUUUAACUAUGCAACAUCCAUCCUCAGUCUUGCGUUGUCGGAAGAUUUCUGUGUCAGUAAACCUGUAAAACGUGUUUUGAGGAAAUACGACAAGCUGCUGAAGAGCUUUCAGUCUUCCAAGGCCCUUGAUGCAGUACUGGAGCCACCCAUCAGGCUUUAUACUCCUGAAGUUACGGUUGCAGUCAUGCAGGAGCUGCAUCGCAGAGGAACACUGAGGAGUGCACUUGCAGGCCGAGACGAGAAGCAAAUUAAUCUCCUUCUUACCUUUGUGGCAAGGCGUGUGAUUGAGCCUAGGUUUACUCCUGUACUGGUGACUGUUGCAGAUAUGAUCACUGACAUUUAUCAGCCUGUGGUUGGGCAGUCAGCGAUUGUUGAUAGACAAUUCUUGAGACUUCAGGAAGCCAUAGGAAAAGAGAUUGACUAUCAAGAGGAACUACUAGAAGUUUUGGGAAUGAUGGAUACGCUCUUUGCUACUUUUACUAAGAAGAAAGCUACUUACCUAGAAGAGAACAAAAGUAAUGGUCUUACAGAGACCAUUGAAACAAGUACGAAUAACUGA
Messenger RNA from Nipponia nippon (crested ibis), 1389 nucleotides. The record is from RefSeq and is a predicted model, not a curated record. NCBI's taxonomy places the organism in Eukaryota, Metazoa, Chordata, Aves, Pelecaniformes, Threskiornithidae.